AUGAGUCUUCGAUUCAAACAACUAGGUUCCAGUUUGAAACUCGAUGCUCUUUUAAAAACAGCCAACAUGGACAAUUCCCCACUACUUACACCGAAUCGCGAAAAUGUGGAAGCUGGUGAUGAAGAGGAUUUCUCAAGAAAGUCAUGGAAACAAAUUCUCUGCUCAAAGACAGCAUUUUGGGUGUAUUUCUAUUUGAUUCUCGUCAUUCUUUUCAUCAUUGCUGGCUGGUUUCUGAGAGCAAGAUAUGAA
Molecule: messenger RNA, 249 nt
Organism: Mesorhabditis belari
Lineage: Eukaryota; Metazoa; Nematoda; Chromadorea; Rhabditida; Rhabditidae
Source: the annotation of a GenBank genome assembly